Messenger RNA from Oncorhynchus tshawytscha (Chinook salmon), 4861 nucleotides. It is a transcript of the gene sall3b, whose product is annotated as spalt-like transcription factor 3b. The transcript has 5 exons. Gene Ontology annotation, biological process: regulation of transcription by RNA polymerase II. The record is from RefSeq and is a predicted model, not a curated record. Gene Ontology annotation, molecular function: RNA polymerase II cis-regulatory region sequence-specific DNA binding; DNA-binding transcription factor activity, RNA polymerase II-specific. Bases 869 to 4696 code for a protein of 1275 amino acids. Gene Ontology annotation, cellular component: nucleus. Lineage: Eukaryota; Metazoa; Chordata; Actinopteri; Salmoniformes; Salmonidae.
UCUAGCGGUCGCCUAUCACAUUCGGCUGCAGGGCUUCUCAUAAUGGACUAGAGGCGGAGGCUUCUAAAGAAUAGCAGCUGCGGGCAAGGAAGACCAAGAACCCGCUCCACGGAACGACCAUCGCAAUGAGAUUCGCCGUCGGUCUGGGAAUAGGAACAUUACUUUUACGCAAUAACUAGAUUGUUAUGCACGAAAACAGAGAUAGGGAUUCGAUCACGGCCCCGUGGCAUCUUUUUGGGAACCUGAACCGGACUCUUGCUAUCUUCAUUUUUUUUGUUUUACUUUCCCCCUCCUCCGCUCAGCUUCAUGAGAAAUAGAAGACGAGGAGGAUAAAGGCAAUGAGCAACACUUUUCCAGCCAGGACUUUCUUAUCCAUGUGUAGACCUCCAAAAUAAAGUACAAUACUCAAUGCGUGGGGAAAAAAACAGAAAUGGAAGUGGAGUAAAUUAAAAGAAAGGACUUGUGAUAACAAUGGGACUUAAACUUAAAGACGCGUUGGGGAAAAGGUAGGCUACAAUAAAAACGAAUGGCACAAAUACAUUUACAAAAGUGUGGCGGGUAAAAACAGAACAAAACCAACCAGAAGGGAGAGAAAUGUUCUCCACGUAGUAAUGUCCAUCACUGUUGUAUGGUGGACCGUGCGGAAAGACAGGUGGAUAGGAAGCAAAGUAUAGUGUAAUUAUCAAAUCCAUCCCUCAUUUCCAUAUCUAGUGUGGGUCAGCUGGACCUUAGCCAAUCCCCCAUCGAAAGCCACCAAGAGUCAUCAAGCAUUAUCCUCCAUCAUAAUUACACCGACAUGCGCAAUCUGCACAUGGAUGCUGAUGUAUCCGCCAAAGGCAACAAGAGCAACUAGCAGAGAACUGACAACAUGUCCCGCCGCAAGCAAGCGAAGCCACAACAUCUCAAAUUGGACGAAGAAGCGUUGCAAACUGACGUCGCCACAGAACAUGCUCUAUUGGAGGGAAUGGAUGAGGAGGAGCGCCGCAGUGGCAUUGAGGAAACCCAUGUGUGUAGAAACAUUGCUGAGUACUUCACCUGGGCCGAACUGUAUGAGCACCAGAGAAGCUGCACAGAGGACCUUCCUCAGGUCCUCAUUGUGAAGGAAGAUGAGAGGAUCCCUGAACCUGAGGGGUCCCCAGCUGGAUACUCUCCAACCCUCAGCCUGGCCAUUCUUAGCCUGGCCCACAGGGACUCAGAAGACAUGGAGUCAGCGGACAGGGGCCUUGAACUGGUGGAGCCUAUGAAUUAUAUUGAUAAUGAGAGCACAGAUAUGUUAGAGGAGAUGAACAUGGGUGAGAAGGAGGAUGAAUCCAUGGAGGUGGAGCAGCAGCACCACAACAAAUAUAAGUCAUCUAGCCCCCAGAAUCCCCCAGAUAUAACUGAGUUGGCUAUCCCUUCAGCUCAGUCGUCCUCUGUGACUAGCAGCAUGCCCAGUACGAACGUAACGCUGGAGAUCCUCCACGGUACCCGGGUGGCUGUUGCCCAGUUCUCCCAGAGCCUCCACAGUAGUGGAGCAGGAGGGAAGGCGGCCACAGCGGCCAUCCCAGUGAUCCUAGAGCACCUGCUGGCUUUGCAGCAGCAACAGGUCCACCAGUUGCAGCUUAUUGAGCAGAUCCGUAGCCAGGUGGCCUUCAUGAACAGACAGCCCACACAAACAGCACUAAACCCAGUCUCCAGGGCCCUAUCAUUGGCACCAAACCCUUUCCCCUCCCAAGGCCUCAUCGCUCCCCCUGUCCUACCACUGUCUGGGACCAUACCCUCUGCUGUUAAUGGGCAAGCGUCUGUGUCUUCGGCAUCUGUGCUUGAAAGGUCCCACACACUCUCCAAACAAACUUCAUAUGGACAGGCCCACAUGAGAGACGCUAGAUGUACCUCAGCUCCCUCUGACAACUCUGCCCCUCCCCCUACUAGCUGCAACAAUAUUUCCUCAUUACAUCCUCCAUGCAUGGGUUCAUACUCACACACAAGCAGUAGCUGUACUCAGACCCUGACCUCGUCCAGCCCACUCUCCAUGCAGGACCAGAGCAACAGUCUCCUCAGCUCACCAUCCAGCCUGACGUUUCUACCUCAGAGCCCCCCCAGCAGUGUCAUCUUCCCCAACCCCCUGGCCAGCAUCGCAGCCACGACUAAUGCCCUCGACCCCCUCUCCGCCCUGAUGAAGCACCACCGGAAUGGCAAGCUGCCCAGUGUGUCCAUGUUCGACACCAAGCCCAGCCCCGAGGAGCCCUUUUUCAAGCAUAAGUGCAGGUUCUGCGCCAAAGUGUUUGGCAGCGACAGCGCGCUGCAGAUCCACCUGCGCUCUCACACUGGGGAGAGGCCCUUCAAGUGCAACCUCUGCGGCAAUCGCUUCUCCACUAAAGGGAACCUGAAAGUCCACUUCCAGAGACACAAAGAAAAGUAUCCCCGUGUUCAGAUGAACCCUUAUCCAGUGCCGGAAUAUUUAGACAAUGUGCCAACGAGCUCUGGCAUUCCCUAUGGCAUGUCAUUCCCUCCUGAAAAAACAGGAGCCACUUGGCUGGAUAGCAAGCCUGUUUCAGUGACGGUACCCACCUCUAUGGGCAUUCAGCUUCCCUUCACUCUCACUACUAUGGGAAGCUCAAGUGGAACUCUAAGUGUCACACCACCCAUCAAAUCUCCUUUUAGGCCUUCCCCAGCCUUAAGUGAAUGUGUGUCUUUGUCGCUGAACACUACAGGCAAUGAAACUAGUGUUCCCACAGCUUUAGAGUCUCCACAGUCUAAUCAGGAGGGGGAAUCCUCCCAUGUCUUGAAAGCAGAGGAAAUUCAUCUGUCCCAGAACUGGAUGACUAGACCCAGGGUGAGUCCACUUACUGUGGCAACAAGUAAAGCCAUGACUAUUACCACAUCCACACCUGAGCCCAGUGCUCGGACUUCCAACUUUUCACCACUUUCCCUGGCCUCUGACCCGUUCGAAACAAAGUUUCCAUUCGGUGGCCUCCUGGACUCUAUGCAAACGUCAGAGACCUCAAAGCUCCAGCAGCUGGUGGAGAACAUAGACAAGAAGAUAACAGACCCCAACCAGUGUAUCCUCUGUCACCGCGUGCUCAGCUGCCAAAGCGCGCUGAAGAUGCACUACCGUAUCCACACUGGGGAGAGGCCCUUUAAAUGUAAGGUGUGUGGCAGGGCUUUCACCACCAAAGGAAACCUGAAUACACACAUUGGUGUCCACAGAGCAAACCCUCCUCUCCGGGUUCAACAUUCAUGCCCCAUCUGCCAGAAGAAGUUCACCAACGCUGUAGUUCUACAGCAGCACAUCCGCAUGCAUAUGGGGGGUCAGAUCUCAAACUCACCCUUAAUGGACUGCCUACAGGACCUCGACAAUGAUCUCUCCUUCCACGAGAAGAACUUUGACAGCCUGAAUAACUAUGACAAUGACCUCAUGUAUGACAACUCCAUGGGGGAGGAAGAGGAUGAUGAUGAUGAAGAAGAAGAGGUAGAAAAUAUGAAGGGGGGUGUUGAUACCCUUAAUCCCCUAAGCUCUGUCUCUAGUUCUCCUCCCAACUCUGAUGCUGUUGUCUUCAGCAUAGCUGCACUGGAGAACCAAAUGAAAAUGAUAGACUCCACCAUGAACCUAAACCACUCCUUUGGGCUAAAGUCAAUGAUGAAUGGUUUUAUGGACAGUGAGCGCCGUGCUGCUAUCCACUCCUCUAUAGUGGGAGAAGGACAGAAUCACAAUGCAGCCGGCAGCCCAACCGUGUCUGAAUCGUCCACCUGUAUGCAUGUACCAGUGUCACCUGCGCAAAGCAAUUCUGAGGUCCACCUCUGCAAUUCCCCAUCUGGGAAGCACAGUGGAGAGUCCCAAGAGAUCACAGCCUCAGUGAAGAGUGAGCAAUUUGAUUCGCCCACCUCAACUCCGGUACAGGAAAAUGGAGUGACUUUGGAUCUGAGAGGGUUGCAACCUAACAGGCAGUGUGUGAAACAGGAGAGUCCUUACAGUACGCUGUUCCUGAGUAAAGAACGUGGUUCCAGCCAAAGCAUUCCUAGCCUGAUUACCAGCAUUGCGCCAAGGAUGAUCAAAUCUGAAAUGAAUGGGCACCAUCGACCAAUGAACUUCAACGAGGGGCUGCAUCAUCCAUUCAGCCUCCAGGUCCCUGCUGCUCCUCCAUCUCUGGUGAGCCCAGGAAUCACCUCUCUGCUUGGGCCACCUCAACUUCGACGGACCCCGAAGCAACACAACUGCCAUGCGUGUGGAAAGAACUUCUCCUCAGCCAGCGCUCUACAGAUCCAUGAGCGGACCCACACAGGGGAGAAACCUUUCGGUUGCUCCAUCUGUGGCAGGGCAUUCACAACUAAAGGAAACCUGAAGGUACACAUGGGCACUCAUAUGUGGAACAAUGCACCAGCCAGAAGAGGCAGGCGUCUGUCGGUGGAGAACCCCUUGGCCUUGCUGGGUGGGGAAGCUGCCAUGAAGUUCGGAGAGAUGUUUCAGAAGGACCUGACGGAACGGGCCAUGAACGUGGAUCCAGGAUUCUGGAACCGCUACGCAUCAGCUAUAACCAACGGCCUAGCCAUGAAGAAGAAUGAGAUCUCAGUGAUCCAGAAUGGGGGGAUUCUACAGCUUUAUCCCAUGACGGCAGGCAUGGACAGAGUCAGCACUGGGGGUAGCCCACCAAUGACCAGUCUUGGAAAGACAGCCAUGGACCUUGGAAUUAACCGACCCGACACUUUUCUAUGUUAAUUGGUGACAGUAAAGAGAUUGAGAUCAAUUUAAAUAAAUUGAAUGGCAGAUUAAUAAAAUAUAUAGAUUAUACAAACAAUGUAGAGAAUAAAUGAUUGAUUUAUUUGUAAAAACAAGUUGACUAUGUAUUAUAUAGAGAUAAAAAAUGUUUUAUUAAUUCACAGA